CAGACAUUUUUUCAAAGUACACACACAAAAAAUUGACCGAAUGUAGACGAGGGAAAAGCUUAAAAUUUUCCAAUUAAAAAUUUAUUAUUCGGCGCAAACAAUUAAAUUCAGCAAAGAGCAGUGAAAAUUACCAUUGUUUAACACGUUUAAAUAAAAGCAAGCAUUUUUAUCAAUAAAUAUACUGCGUUUCUGAAUAAAAUGAGUACAGUAGAUGCAAGUGGAGGAACUGGAGGAGGGGGCGCCCCUGGGCCGGGUGGUGGCAAUGUAGGGGGCGGAGGAGGUGUUGGAAGCGGGGGAGGCCCAGGUGGUGGUGGCGGCGGUAGCGCAAAUAGUGGAGCCCUAAACUCCGUUGUGGCUGGCAUGGGUUCAACACAGGCGCCAACGGGAGAAGCUCAUAAAAACUUUAAAACCCAUUACAUAGUACAACCUUACCUCAAUCAUCAAUACCAACAACAAUAUCAACCAUCAGGGCGUCCAACAGCCUUCGCCAUUCAAUCACCAUCAACAACAACUACAACGAUAUCAACAACUACAUUUUCAAGCAAUCAAGAAUCACAUAACCAACAUUCCGAUUUACCCGAUCCCAACACAAUAACCUCAUAUUCUAAUUAUUUACAUACUCCCCCUACCCAUCCGCCUGUACACACAACACAUUUGCUCCCCAGCGAUAUUCAUACAUAUGCACCCAGUCAGUCACAGUCUCACAAUCAAACCCUUAAUAUAUAUGCUCCUAUGCAGUAUAAUAAAUCGCCACAUAUCCAACCAUAUUCUUUUGAUCCAGUUGCAGCUAAAAUUUCCCAUGUCAAGACAACACUGGAUGGUAAUCUGGUGAACACCAGCUCAACUAGUGGUAACAGCAUGCAAAUGGGCGGCGGCAACGUAAGUGGUGUUAGCACCAUAAUGACUAGUAGCAUUUCAACAGCUGGAGCCAUUAAAAUGACGACAGCCGGUGGAGCAAUAGCGACUUCUAUAGGAGGCACGCCAAUUGCACUUAAUGUAGCACAGUCGCCCACAGCUAUACGCACCAUUGGCGCAGGCGGUCAAUCGACACAGGUGCGUGUUGUUAUGCCCACCAAUAUUAUACCAAUCAAGCAGUUUGAAGGAGCUGCCGGUAUCGGACGUACGCAGAUUACCGCCAUACCAGCGGGCGUAGCGGGUGCCACUUCUCGCACUGUUUCCAAUACAUCCAUAACAGUGACAAGACCGCUAACUCAAACCACCUACUUUCCACGUGCUAGCGUUAAUGCAACUCAGAUGACAGCCGUAGGCUCGGGACAAAGGCUUGUGACGCCAAUUCGCACUGGCCCGAAUCCUGUCUCAAUGAGUGGUGGUGCUACGGUAACCGGGCUAACAACAACUGGAGGAUUUGUACGGGGCACUGCUGCCACUAUGAACCGUAACACAUCAUCACCGGCUACAUCGGUUAUAUCGCCAGCGACUAGCACAACUUGGAUGCAAACAAACACGGGCGGACAAGUGCAACUCAUACGCUCGAUACCACAGCAAACACAAAAGCGUAUUAUCACCGCGCAAGGUAUGACAAGUACUGGCUCCUAUGGCGGCGCCAACAUAGCUGGUGGAAUGGGUACAGCGGUGGGUGGUACAGUAGUCGCUGGUACACCGCCGUCAGUUGUCCAGACUGGUUGCGGCAACCAAACACAGAACCAAACGAGCGUACCAGGCGGACAAUCUACUGUACAAGCAGUUUCUUCAUCUGGCGUUUCGCAUAGUCAGCCGCAAUCACAACAGCAACAGACCUACGUUGCCACGUUGGCCACUGUGUUACCACCACGUCAGCAUCAAGCCACACUGGUUUACUCUUCAAAUGUAGCAGCCACUUCACAACCACUCACACAGCAGCCACAACAAUUUAACCCCUCCGUAGCUCCAGGCCAACGUCUUGCCGUUGCCACACAACUCUCAGCUACAGCCACGUCCACCACUGGUACAGCUUCGCGUCAAAUACGCCCGAUACCAUUACCGAAAUCCUUUUCCGCAGCCAAACUAAAUACGACAAGCAUUAGUAUACGUUCUCCCAACAUGACAUCUACGCUUCAACAAGUUGGUAGUGGUGUUACAGGUGGCGGAGGAGGUUCUGUGGUUGCGUCGAGCAAUAUGACAACUACCAAUUCGUCACGCAAUACCACAAUGGGUGGUGUAACAACCGGUGUUGGCAACAAUGUUAUACCAACGGCGAAUCUGCCUACUACGCGUAUUAUACAAUUGCAACAACCAGCCGGUGGGGCGCAGCCUAUCAUCGGCUCGACUGGACGUAUAUCGGGGAAUGUGAUGUUCCAACCAAUCAUUGUGAACACUGGUAAACUAGUGUCUGGUAUACGCCAACCGGUCUCGAUGACUCCCAAACCUUCGCUUACUAUCACACCGUUCGGAUUGGGUAAGCUGCCCGCUGGCAAUGGUGGUAAUACUGCCCAGAUAGGCGUUAAUUUGGCACAGCAACAAAGCGUAAGCACCAGCAUACAAUCGUCCUUGGGUAGUAGCAGCAGUUUGAGCGCAAAUGUUGGUGGCGUUGCAGGUGGCAAUAAUUCAUCCGCCCUAUCUGCAAACACACCCACGUCGAGCAGCGGCGGUAGCGUCGCCAAUCUAUCAACCGCACAACUUGUGAAUGUGUCGCAGGCUGCAGCCGCCGCAGCGGCUGGACAGCUCUUAAGCACGCAAAAUAUCGUUUCGUCGGCAGCUGGAGCAGGCGCCACAGUCCUGCCACUGGCUAUAACAACUCGUGGCAGCACAGCUGGCAACAUACUCACUGGCACUAUUACACCGCUUAAGAAUGCCAGCGCCAUAACAGUGGGGAAAGUAAUGGCUACAGCUAAUGCAUCAAACUUGGAUGGCAGCGGCAGUGGUGCGAGUGGUGGCAGCAUUAUCACCAGCAGCGCCGGGCCACCGACAAAUGUUUACAUACAUCAAGCAGUGUCAGCGCAGCGUCAGCAUGGGUCUAGUGUAAGUGUAAGCGCCACCAAUUUACAUGCACCACCGACAGCCUCAAGCAGCAACACUACUGUACUCACAACAACAGGAGGCGGUGGUAAUAUGUCCACCUCAGCGGGUGCUUUCUUGCCGCAAGGCGGAACAAUCUAUUAUGAAUCGGUACCGGCUAGCUCUGUGCAAGUAUCAACUGGAGUGCUUUCACUCAGCACCACAACUGUUACAAGUAGCGCUUUGCAACCAACACAGAAUCAGUUAGCAAACGCAUCGUCGGCUACGAAUCUAGCAAUCUCGUCGUUGCCAUUUGUUGCUUCAGCAGCUUCGCAUACGGGAAAUUCAACGCCAACUUUUACAGUAGUGCCUUCAACAGGUGGGCGCUCUAUCGCCCAGUUGCAGAUACCAGUCUCCAGCGCCGCAGGUACCCAAAUUCAGUCAGUGCCAUUGCGUUUUAGUGCGCAGUUGGCAUCAGCAGCACAGGUCGGCGGCAAUGCAAGCUCCUCCAACACACUUACGGCCGAUGCCAUAUCCGUGUCACAAGCCACACAGCAAUUAUUGCAACAAAGUGGGGUUGCAGCUGGCCAGCAGUUGCUAAUACCCGCUUCAGCAGCGCAUCAAGCUGGUGCUGGCACGACUACAGCUACGCUUACCGGCACGCAAGGACAGCACGUUGUUAUACCACUGCAGACGUCGAUUAAAUUAACUGGCAGCAGCGCGGGAUCAGCCGUGGUGUCCAAUUUUCUACGCAAACGCGAUGCGGAUGGAUCCCCCAUACGAGCUGCGAAAAAUCUUGCACCAACAUUGCUAUCAAUGGGUGGUGGAGGUGGCGGUGGCGCGAUCUUAACGAGCGCGGCUGGCUCCCCGGCAGCUUCUUCUGUAGGUAGUAUUUUCAGUAUAACUUCUGUGGCAUCAUCAUCGGCUUCCUCAAUGAGUUCAGUACAAACUACGACAUCGUCUGCGCUUACAACAGAGGCUUUGGCUAAGAAAGAUCGCGCACAAGCAGCGGCCACUGGUAAUGUUAUUGGAGUGCAGAGAGCAGCACGCGGUGAGUCGCCUGUUUCAUCGGAUGGCUCCACAACGGUGUCGGCGAAUUCAUCACCCGGCGUUGAUCAGCAAAUACAGGAUGGUAAUAUGUUGAUGGGUAAUAAUAUGGGGCAAGGCGCAAACGAUGCAACACAUUUUAAUCCCAUAAAUGAGCUGUAUGCGAAUCACCAUGGGAACAUUAAUAUGCACCAAAAUGUGCUUAUGAGUGGAGGCGGCGACGGCACACCCAUAAGCUCACGCAACUCUUCGCUGGAUCAUCAUCAGCAAUUGCACGCCCCGAUGGCGUCAAGCUCGGCUCGUCUCAAUGGUGGGCCACCCGAAUGUACGACGCGCAAAAAGUCCAGACGCUCAACUAACGAUAGUCAGCUUUCGAGUCAUAGUCAAAGUUCACUCACACUCCCACCACCAACAGCGACUGGGGUUGCUGUCACUCAUAUGAAUAGCAGCAACAAUACCGGCAAUAGCAAUAACAACUAUGAGCUGUCUGCCGCAAGUGGCAACGGUGGUAUGCUGCUAGCUCCCGUACAAGGCUCCAUGGCGCCUGGCGCUGCUGACAGUUCGGCAACGCAUCAAUAUGAUGGUAAUAAUGCAAAUGCUAUUAUUACCAAUGCUGCACAUAAUAUUACGAGCAAUCACAAAAAUAAUAACUUGCCUCCUACCGCAGGCAAUAAGGAAAACGCCAAACCAACGGAAUUUGCUGUGCGACGUCCGCAGAGUUUCACUUUGCUAAAUACAUACAAGCAAAAUUGGAAGACGGCCAACAAUCACUUUCAACGAUACUCAGAUGUGAAACCGCGUGAAGAACGCCGUCCAACGGUUAUUGAUUUGGCAAAUCAGUCCAAUGUAAUGGGCAAAAUUAAUGGUUGGAAAAUCUAUCAUUUAAGUUCGCAAAUGGAGGAUUUGUGUGAGAAUGAAUCGAAUGGGUACGAUCAGUUGAGCAAUAUGUUGAAGCAAAUGGAAACGCAUGAGAAGAAUCCGGAAAUUGAGCGCAUUAACGAACUGCUUAAGGGUAACAUACAGCGUAGCAAAAUAAUAGUCGAUGGCAUACAUGAAGCACAAAAUCAGAUGAUGAAAAUUUUUGAGCAUAAAUCGCACAUAUCGGAUAUAUUACAUCGGUGCGCCUCGAAGCGUAAUUUUAAGAAACGCGAGAAAUUUUAAAACGGCAUACAUCAGCAUUUGUAAAAAUCUUACCGUUAUAUAUAAACUCUUAGAUUUUAUUAUAUUGUAAAUUAAUUAUUAAGUUAUAUACUAUCUUUACGAAUGUACAUGCACAUACAUAUAUAAAUGUUUUAUUUGAAAAAUUUUAAAACAAAAAAAAAAUAAGCGUUUCUCUGUUCUUCUAAGCUACGUACAUUAAAUACUAGUUGUGUUAAGAAAUAUUCCGCUUAUAUUAAACACGUGAAGAAAGUUACCAUUUUCACAAAGAAAAGAACGAACUAAAAUUAGAUGUGCUCAAUUUUCUUUUCUGUCGUGAGUUAAAUGCAUUUGCACGUAAAAACUACAAAUUGAGUUUUUAAUAAAAAAAAAGUGUAUGGCAUUAGUUGUAAGCUUAUUGCAUACCAUAACUGGGGCCCGCAAUCACAAUUUGAAAUUUGUUCGAUUAUAUUUUAAAUAAAAAUUUAAGCUUUUCAAAAUAAAAAAUUAAAAAUAUAAAAAUAUAUAAUGAUCACACUUACUUUUAAGUUGAAACGUUUAUAGAGUUAAAUAAAUGUUGCAAAUUUUAA
Molecule: messenger RNA, 5708 nt
Organism: Rhagoletis zephyria (snowberry fruit fly)
Lineage: Eukaryota; Metazoa; Arthropoda; Insecta; Diptera; Tephritidae
Gene: Sap130
Product: Sin3A-associated protein 130
Biological process (GO): negative regulation of transcription by RNA polymerase II
Cellular component (GO): Sin3-type complex
Source: RefSeq, a predicted model, not a curated record